This is a messenger RNA of Hypoxylon trugodes, 2127 nucleotides long. RefSeq names its product putative cellobiose dehydrogenase. The coding region runs from base 346 to 2109 and encodes 587 amino acids. NCBI's taxonomy places the organism in Eukaryota, Fungi, Ascomycota, Sordariomycetes, Xylariales, Hypoxylaceae. The record is from RefSeq and is a predicted model, not a curated record. The transcript has 8 exons. Gene Ontology annotation, molecular function: flavin adenine dinucleotide binding; oxidoreductase activity, acting on CH-OH group of donors.
GUACGUGAGCCCGGCUUCAUAGGGCGCUCCACGAGGCACUGCAUUCGGCUAAUUGCGCAAAUGAAAAAGGAUUGCAGAUCCCUACGACCUCGAACCAGUGACCUAUCUCGCUGCGCUAACUUCUCCAAUACAGCGAAUCUACCACUUUGAAGCGGCGCUUGAGCGUGCGAGACUUAGGCAUGACGGUCAUUUCUUGGCCGUGGCGGGCGCGUCUAUACGAUGCUGCUCAGGUUAGGCUAGGAGGCGAUCUGUGCCGUCUUAAAGACUGCCGCUUGCCCCUGAAAACUGAGGCGGCACCUUUUUCUAUCGACUCCUCCCAAGCACGCGAGAUUUCGCUCAGCAGACAUGCAUGGCAAUAUAUAUCUAAGCGCCGCUGCGACGGCAGCAUUGCUUUUAUUCCGACCAUGUGCAGCUAGGGCUACAGUAGCACUGGCACCGCCGGUCUGCUCCAACGUUACCUCGGAGCAGACCUGGGAUUACAUCAUCGUGGGCUCGGGGGCUGGCGGCAUUCCCCUCGCGGACCGAUUAUCCGAGGCCGGACAUACGGUUCUUCUGCUUGAGAAAGGACCGCCGUCGACGGGUAUCUGGGGUGGUACCAUGAAGCCCAAGUGGCUCGAAAACGCGACAUUAACACGUUUCGAUGUCCCCGGACUCGCGAACGAGAUCUGGCAUAAUCCGAGCGGCGUCGUAUGUACCGACGUCGACCAGAUGGCCGGCUGCGUGCUCGGCGGUGGCGUCGCCGUUAACUCCGGCUUGUGGUGGAAGCCACAUCCGGAUGACUGGGACCAUAGCUGGCCGGAGGGUUGGCGGAGCUCGGAUGUAGCGGCUGCGACGAGUCGGGUGUUCGAGAGGAUACCUGGUACGACGCAUCCUAGUAUGGACGGCAAGCUAUACCUGCAGCAGGGCUUCCAGACGUUGACAAGUGGCCUUAAUGCCAGUGGUUGGGAGUUUAUCGUCCCGAAUGAACACCCCGAUCGCAAGAAUAGGACUUUCGGCCAUGCCACGCAUAUGUUUUCGAAUGGCGAGAGAGGUGGGCCGUUGGCUACGUAUUUGGUUGAUGCGAGUCAACGUAAGGAGUUUACCCUUUGGAUGAAUACGACGGCGAGGAGGGUUAUACGUGAGGGAGGUCAUGCGACGGGUGUUGAGAUCGAGUGUAGCAAGAAUGCUGCGGGACAUGCGGGUGUCGUCUCGGUUACUCCUGGAACCGGUCGCGUCAUCUUAUCCGCUGGCGCCUUUGGGACUGCGAAACUUCUUCUAAGAAGUGGUAUUGGGCCGAAGGAUCAAUUGAAUAUCGUGAAGAACUCGACAUCAGAUGCGAAGACCAUGAUAUCGGAGGACUCCUGGAUCAACCUCCCGGUCGGAUAUAAUCUGAUAGACCACGUCGGCACUGACAUCGAGGUUGCUCAUCCCGACGUCGUCUUCUAUGACUUCUACGCAGCAUACACUAAGCCGAUCCUAAGCGAUACCGAGAUAUACCUUCAAAACCGAACUGGUAUUCUUGCACAAGCAGCACCUAAUCUAGGCCCGAUCUUCUGGGAGAUCAUCCCGGGCGCGGAUGGCAUCGAUCGGCAUCUGCAUUGGCAGGCAAGAGUGGAAGGCAGCAAAAAUACAUCCAUGACGAUCACUCAAUAUCUCGGCACGGGAUCUACGUCGCGGGGUCGUAUGGUCAUCACACCCCAACUGAACACCCGUGUGUCGAUCCCCCCUUACGUCCGCGAAGCCAAUGAUAAGGCGGCUGUCAUUGAAGGUCUCGAAAGAGUUCGCAAAUAUUUUGAACCUAUCUCAAACCUAACAUGGGUUCGCCCUGCAUCUAAUCAGACUUCGGCGCAAUUCGUAGAUUCGAUCCCUGCGACGCCGGCCGUGCGAUGUUCGAACCACUGGAUCGGGACCGCGAAGAUCGGCCUAGAUGACGGCCGGGUGGUGAAUGGAACAUCGGUUGUCGACACAAACACCAAGGUUUACGGGACAGAUAACCUCUUCGUCGUCGACGCUUCGAUAUUCCCUGGUAUGAUGACCGGGAACCCAUCCGCCAUGAUCGUAACUGCUGCUGAGCAUGCGGCCAAGAAGAUAUUGGCACUCGCUCCUCCAAAAGCAAUUGCAGCAAACUGAGCGAUGGCACGAAUACAA